AUGAUCAGAUCAAUAAACCUCUCUCCAUCAACCGUUUACUCGUUUGUCUCCGAAAAUGCAUCCGCAAAUGAUUACCUGAUGCCCGAUCGGAGUUUACCGCAAAGCGCACCGUUAGGUGGAGCGAAAUACUCAUUCGAACAAGAUCUCGAAAGCGCGCAAACCCUUAGAACGAGCGUCGAAAUUUGGAAGCAAAGAAAUGUUGAUGCAAAAAAUUUCUAUUUGAUUCCCAAUCCGGAUCUCCUUGGAUACGACGCAACUGUGCUCAGUAUUCGAAAUUAUCUGAACGACAUCACUCUCGAUGGAUUGAUUGAGAUAUUGGAGUCAGUGCGUAAAGGAGAAGUCAACGUUGAUACACCGUUGGUGUAUGUGGCUCCACCAAGGGAACGCAUCUCAUCAGCUCAUCCAGCGCCUAGAGUCACAAUAGAAACGUUUAUCAAUCAACUCGAUCGUCCAUUUCGCAUGUGGUUGAAUGGCGAAAUUGAUGAGGGGAAAUUGAGGGAAUCCUAUGACGAGGAUGUCCCAGAACCCGAUUCUUCAUCUAUACCCCCUCGUUCCUCCCAUUGGACACUCUAUUCACUGCUUUUACUGCUGUUGUUCACUGGUUUAGCUAUAGGAUUGCUUUACGGAUGUCGUAAUAGUGGUUGUCUCGCGAUCUUUCAACCAAAAGAGACUAUCAGCUACACAAACAAAACUCUCCCUCUGCUGAUCAACGCUGACAAUUUCUAUUUAAACGAAACAAAGAAAGGAAUUAUGUUAAUGGCGAAGAAUGGUUCUCUAAACGAGAUGAAAGUCAUGACAAUUGCUGUGAAUUCCUCAUCACUGUCCCCGCUUGGUGAUUGGAAAGCAAGCAAGCAACCGGAGAACGAUUGCGAGUUCAUCGAGACGAAAAAUAAAGAAAACUGCGCAGUUUUCAAUUCGUCUUCUGGGAAAUCGGAUCGAAAAGUCGGGGUUUUUGUCGGAGACAAAGCAUUUUCCGAAGCUGAGCAAUUCUAUUUGUUUAAAUGUGAAAACGACUGUGAAACGAGAACGAAAAACUCUUCAACAACAAAACCCAAUCACGUUUUGUUCAAGUGGAAUUCCGAUGGAUCAAAGUUGAUCCCAUUUGGAUCAUUGCAGAAAUUCUUGGACAAGAAAAAGCUUCCAUUUUGGGAUGCCCUAGUUGACAUUUACGGAAAAGGUUUGCUUCUUUUGGGUGAAGCGAGCAAAAUGGAGCUCUGCGCAGUGACGUUGAGCACAAAAAGGAAACCCGCUGAAUUUGUGGCCGAGAAUUGUUCCAAAAUUGGAAAGCUUCCCUGCUCCACAAAACAAUGCACUUAUACGAUGAGACGAUGGGCUGCUUCCUACUAUCUUUUCAUCUCCGAACCGACAGAUCCGAAAGAGCCCGUCUACGUCUCCUAUUACAACAAACGCCAGGAAAAAUUGUACGAUCAGCGAAUCGAGACCAAUAAUUAUUCUGGUGUCAUGGUCAAAUCAAUAAACCUCUCUCCAUCGAUCGUUUACUCGCUUGUCUCCGAAAAUGCAUCCGCAAAUGAUUACCUGAUGCCCGAUCGGAGUUUACCACAAGGAUCUCGAAAGCGCGCAAACCCUUAUAACGAGCGUCAUGAUUUGGCAGCGAAGAAAUGCUGGUGCAAAAAAUUUCUAUUUGAUUCCCGAUUCUAUUUGAUUGGAUACGACGCAACUGUGUUCAGUAUUCGAAAUUAUCUGAACGACAUCACUCUCGAUGGAUUGAUUGAGAUGUUGGAGUCAGUGCGUAAGGAGAAGCCAACAAUGGAACACGCGCCUAGAGUCACAAUAGAAACGUUUAUCAAUCAACUCGAUCGUCCAUUUCGCAUGUGGUUGAAUGUGAUAGGAUUGCUUUACGGAUGUCGUAAUCGUGGUUGUCUUGCGAUCUUUCAACCAAAAGAGACUAUCAGCUGCACAAACAAAACUCUCCCUCUGCCGACCAACGCUGACAAUUUCUAUUUAAAAGAAACAAAGAAAGGAAUUAUGUUAAUGGCGAAGAAUGGUUCUCUAAACGAGAUGAAAGUCAUGACAAUUGCUGUGAAUUCCUCAUUACCGUCACUGUUUGGUAAUUGGGAAGCAAGCAAGCAACCGGAGAUCGAUUGUGAGUUCAUCGAAACGAAAAAUAAAGAAAACUGCCCAAUUUUCCAUUCGUCUUCUGGGAAAUCGGAUCGAAAAGUCGGGGCUUUUCUCGGGAACAAAGCAUUUUCGAUAGCUGAGCACUUAUAUCUAUUUAAAUGUGAAAACGACUGUGAAACGAGAACGAAAAACUCUUCAACAACAAAACCCAAUCACGUUUUGUUCAAGUGGAAUUCCGAUGGAUCAAAGUUGAUCCCAUUUGGAUCAUUGCAGAAAUUCUUGGACAAGAAAAAGCUUCCAUUUUGGGAUGCCCUAGUUGACAUUUACGGAAAAGGUUUGCUUCUUUUGGGUGAAGCGAGCAAAAUGGAGCUCUGCGCAGUGACGUUGAGCACAAAAAGGAAACCCGCGGAAUUUGUGGCCGAGGAUUGUUUCAAAGUUGGAAAGCUUCCCUGCUCCACAAAACAAUGCACUUAUACGAUGAGACGAUGGGCUGCUUCCUACUAUCUUUUCAUCUCCGAACCAACAGAUCCGAAAGAGCCCGUCUACGUCUCCUAUUACAACAAACGCCAGGAAAAAUUGCACGAUCAUCGAAUCGAGGCCGUUUUACCCGUCAAAGAUCGAAAAGAAGAGGCUUUUGUG
Messenger RNA from Mesorhabditis belari, 2718 nucleotides. NCBI's taxonomy places the organism in Eukaryota, Metazoa, Nematoda, Chromadorea, Rhabditida, Rhabditidae. The record is from the annotation of a GenBank genome assembly.